Messenger RNA from Tetranychus urticae (two-spotted spider mite), 1584 nucleotides. Its product is annotated as DCN1-like protein 1. Gene Ontology annotation, cellular component: ubiquitin ligase complex. Gene Ontology annotation, biological process: protein neddylation. The record is from RefSeq and is a predicted model, not a curated record. NCBI's taxonomy places the organism in Eukaryota, Metazoa, Arthropoda, Arachnida, Trombidiformes, Tetranychidae. Gene Ontology annotation, molecular function: ubiquitin conjugating enzyme binding; cullin family protein binding; ubiquitin-like protein binding.
ACCAGAUGUCUCAAAAGGAGAAAACUCGGAUCAUCAUUUGGUUAAGUUUUUUAUCUCUGUUGGUCGACUUUUGGUUCUUUUCUCCAUUCACCAUCAGUAAUUAAAUCAAUUCAUCAACUUUUGGAUUUACCGUUAACGUCAACUUGGCCAUCGCUUGUUUCUAGAUCAUCGUCAAUUAUGGUAUAUUGAUGCAAAGAUUAAAGUCUUCACAAAAAGAAAAAGUCAGACAUUUCAUUCAAUUCACCAAUACCGGAGAGAAAACGGCUAUCUACUGUUUACAAGCCCACGAUUGGAAAUUAGAUGUGGCCUCUGAUGCAUAUUUUAAUGAUCCUCUGCAAUACUAUAAAGAACAAUGUAAUGAUAAAAAGAAAUUGGAAAGUUGGUUUCAAAAAUACCGAGAUCCACACGAUCCCGAUAAAAUAACGUCAGACGGUAUUCUUAAAUUUCUUCAAGAAUUACAAUUAGAACCUGCGGAUGUUAAAGUACUGAUAUUUGCUUGGAAAUGUAAAGCGAAAGAACAGUGUUUGUUCACACGAGACGAAUUUUUCACGGGUCUGAUAGAUUGUGGAGCAGAUACUCCAGAGAAACUUCGACAAAGACUGAUGGCCAUUGAAAAAGAAUUGAGAAAAGAUGCAACGAAAUUUAAAGACCUUUAUUAUUUUACGUUCAACUAUGCUAAAAAUGAAGGUCAAAAGAGUCUGGACCUGGAGAUAGCUUUGGCUUAUUGGAAUAUAUUUUUUAAUGCUGAACCCUUUUCAAACCCUGAUCCAAGUGGUAAUUCAUCUAGGUCAGCCUCUAAUAGUCAACCUAUUGGUAUAGUUCCAUUUAGAUUACUACCCUUAUGGUCGUAUUAUCUCAAAAAUCAUUACCAGAGGUCGAUAAGUCGUGAUACAUGGAAUUUAUUAUUGGAUUUUAUAUGCCUCAUAAAGGAUGAUUUGAGUAAUUAUGACGAAGAAGGUGCUUGGCCCGUUCUUUUGGAUAGCUUUGUUGAAUGGGUUAGAAAAGGUAACCAUGAAAAUGUUCAAUAGUGAAAAAGAAAUUAAUUUGUAAAGUAAACAAAUUGGUCGUGCACAAAAAAACCAAAUAACAUCUAAUUCACCAACAAACAACAUUCAUAUCAUUAACAAAUCGCUUAAAAAAAUCAUUUCUUAAUCAAAAAUAGAGAUGGACGAUAAACUUAAUGAUCAUCUUUAUAAGCCUAAUAUGCAACGAGCAAAGAAACUCUAAAAUGAAAAAGAAAAUGUGCCCUGUGAUGAGAAAAUUUACUCUAAUUUUUUUUCUUUAUUCAUCUUGAUAAACCUUUGCUCCUUGUUUCUUUAAAAUAUUGAAUAUCACACUUUUCAUUAUUCAAUUUCUUAUCCCCUUCAAACUUCGUCUCGAUGAUUUUUCAAAUUCAUCUCCCACUUUGAUAACAACUUUUUUUGCUUUCGAGAAAAACCUAAACAGAAUUAUGUAUCCCGAUCGCGUUUCUGCUCAAGGAAAUAGUACAUUUAGUAACAUUGAUGAAAGUUGUAAUUUCAACCUUUUGAAAUAUUUUAUUGGAAAGUUAUGAUUCUUAAGGAAUAAAGAGCAAACCAGCCAGAA